CCUAAUGACAACCAAGUUUCCUUCUUUGACAAGGACAAGGAAACAAGGGACUUGGAGGACAAGGAAUUAAUUAUUUUUAACUAAAUAAUUAAUAUCCUCAACAUGUUUGGGCUUGGCCUUGCUUGAUUAGAUUUAAGAUUCGUCAUGACUUCGGUUUUUAGUUUUGCAUGUAUAAUCUCUUGGUGCAUUUGGCUGGGCAAAAUGAAUUUUUAACGAUUCAGAUAUUGAUAUGACUAGUCUUGUGUAUAUGUUUACCACUAAAAUUAACUUUGUACCACAUCGGUUAAAAACAAGAAAUUAAAUGGCUUUAGAAGGUCAACUUAAUUAUAACAAUUAAAAUCAAUUAAGAUGGGCCAUGUGGAUUGGAUUUUUUGGCCCAUGGCACCCAUGCCAAAGUCACUCUAGGCGCCACUCUUGUCAUCUAUUUAAAAAUUUGGCUAAGUGUUGGAGCCAUCCCCCAAGACGUGGCAAGCAGGGAUGGCAAAAAUAUCCGCAACCGUGGAUAUUCGCCCGAACCCGGCCUAAUCGGGUAGGGUAAAACCCGAACCCUAAGAACAUUUAGUGGGUACGGGUAAAACCCGAACCCGAAUAUUGCGGGUAAUGGGUGGGCAUGGGUUUCUCACUAUCCAACCCGAAUCCGCCUGAUUAUACACAUACAUAUGUAUUUUGUCUAGAAAUAAUCAUUAUUUUUCUCUAACAUAUUUUAUAUUUAGCAUAUAAAUAUAAUAUUUUCAUGAAAUUGGGUUGUUUUAAUUAAUUUUCUUCAUUCUAGUGAAUUAUUGUCAUACUUUUCCUCUUACGUAAUGUGAGAAUACGUGUGAAUGUUAACAUAUUGGUUGCAGUUAUGAAGAGAAAUCAUUACCCGGCUAUGGGCAUGGUUUUAAAUUUCUACCCAUUUCACAUGUGGGUAUGGAUAUGGGUAAAACUCGAACUACUUUGGGUAGGGUAACGAAUAUUCACUAUCCGUACCCGACCCGACCCAUUGCCAUCCCUAGUGGCAAGGGGGUGGAUACAAUAUCGCCAGCCCCGAGACGUGGUGAUGGGGAUGGAGGCCCGGUAAAAUUUGGCUAAGUAUGAAAGAUGAUGGAGGUGGUCUGGGCCCCCCCAUGGUAUGAUCAAGGGGAUCAACAGGUCACCAACGUCAAUAAUGGCCAGGGAUGGUCAUCAUCAUACCCCCAUGGUAUGAUAAGGGGGUCAUUUUGGGUGAAAUUUGAAUUAAGUCUGGAACCAACAAGAGGUGGGGAUCAACAUAUUCCCCCAUGAGGUGGUCAGGGGGGUCACACAAGAUACCACCCCAUGGUGUGGUCAGGGGUAUGGGGCACUCGUAAAUGGUGAAGUAUUUUUGUCAUGUUUGAUUCAUGUGAUUCGAGUACCCACCCAUAUGUGGCACGUGGUCUGCAUUCAUGCCUUACCCAUUUUUUCUUUAUAGAAAAGUGAAGCUAUGAAGGAGAUACCAAGAGCAGGGAGUAAGGUCUCAAGAGGAGGGGGUCAAGACCAAAGAAGGUGGCACAUCCAACAUCAGGGUAACCGUCAUAGCAGUUGAGAGGGUAACCGUCACUCCACAUCAGCGGAGCAAUUUCUUAAAGCAGUUACUUCUCGUGACUAUAAAUAGGAGGUGAAGAUGACAGAGAAAGGGUUCGCCAAAAUCACACCAGACAACCUAUUGUCAACUUUUAUCUUUAUCUUUACCUUUUCCUCUGCAAAUGUAGUCAUAGCCAUAGUCGUAGAUCUGGAGCUCUCAUUGAACCCCCAUAGGAGUAGUGGUAAUUUAACUUAGCUUUGUCUCGUAGAUCAUCAAAAACAUCGAACACCCUUGUUUGAACUUUGUUCAAAGAGGUGUGAACUGUGUUUGUCAAUCGUUGGUAAGAAGUCAAAAAGUGCAAAAAUCAAUUCUCUGUUCAUCUAGAUUUUCUCGUCGGGAAAACAAAUUGACACACCUGGUGGGACACGUGUGUUCGAUUUGAUGGCUCCGAGGCGGAGGAAUCAAGAAGGUGACACUCUGGCUGGUUUUGUGGAGGAGCAGGUGGACAACAUUGAACAUGGCCAAGUGUGAGAGGCGGUGUCCGGAAACAAUGGUGGGGCAGAGGGGGUCCUUCAUCAAAUGAUGGAGGAGAACCGCAAGCUGGUGGCAGAGAACCGUCAAGCCACAGACAAGAACCGCCAAAUGAUGGUAGAGAACCGUAGCAUGAUGGAGGAGGCUAGAGCUGCUUCUCAUCAGGUAAAUUCUCAAAUGGACUAUCUUAAUUCUUAAGCUGAUAGACGUCUAAGUCAAUUAUUUGAAGUGGUCAAUAAGAACAAAAGUGAUUUUGAUGAGUUUAGAAGGUUUUUAACCACACCAAUAAUCCAAUCUAGAGCUCUGCCAUUAGAUGGCGGGAAUUCAAACCCCAAUAGCAAUUCUGAAAAUUUUAGUUCAUCUCCGCUCGGCAGCGAAAAUGGUCAACCCCGGCAAGAUAACUUCUCGUUGCCGAUGACAAACAAACCAACCCCUCACCGCAUGGAUCGCGAUGAGAUUCCCGCCACUACUCAGGUGGAGGGGGUACCCAAUGUGGGAGUUGGAGAAAUUCCCCCACGUGGUGAAAAUUUGGGAGUCACGCAUUCUGCUCCAGUGGAACCGCCACACAUACCCAUACCAGUUGCAAGGCCCUAUACGGUGCCUGCUCACUUGGGAGGGGAAGUAGGGUUAGGUGGGGGUGAUCAAAUUCCUCCAAGGGUGUACCCAACACCUGUGUCAUCCCAUCUUAAUGGGCAUGGCAUGGACCCCAUGGGAUUUGUCCCCCAUGGGGGGCAACAAGGGGGGCAUUGAUCCAAAUACUCUAAGGGAUCAGGUGGCUCAACUUCUCGCAGAGCAAUUUGGCAUGGGAGUGAGACCCACCAUGCCUCCUGUCUAUCGAAAGCUCUAUCCUGAGUGGGUGGAUAGACUAUACCCAUUCCCAAGGGGGUUUAGGGUGCCCGAGUUUGUCACGUUCACUGGAACAGGAGACCAGUCUACUGUGGAGCACAUUGGACGCUUCACUGUUCAGUGUGGGGACGUAGGAGAUUUUAUUAGGUUAAGAGUAUUUGGCAAGUCACUGACAGGACCUGCUUUUGCUUGGUAUGUCAACUUGCCAUCUAACUCUGUUCACACGUGGCAACAAAUGAAGAAAAUCUUCCAUGCUCAGUUUUAUAGAUCUGAGCGUGAGGUUUCUAUGGCUGACUUGGCAUGAAUGCGCCAAGAUCCAAGGGAGCCGGUGGAGCAGUUCUUAACAAAUUUCAAGAAUGCUCGUAACCGUUGUUUUGUCAAAUUAACAGAGAGAGAGUUUGUCAAGUUAGCACAAGGGGGUUGAGUUUUGAGUUAAGGAAGAAAUUCCAAGAUAGGGAAUUCUCAUACUUGUUCCAACUCAUGUCUUGUGAGGUGAGAUAUGAAUCUCUUCUUCAAGAAAAGGAAAAUAGGAGGAGUGCCUCAAGGGGAUAAUACUUCCCCAACAUUGGCUACCCUGUUGAUCAUAUUGGCCAAGAGGCCAAUGAGGUGGAGGUAGACCUGGCUGAGUUAAUUUCAAGGAAGUCAUAUGUAUGUGCUUCUUUGGCUAAGAUGGAUAAUGAACCACAAGGGGGUAGACCAAAUCGUGCCCCCAUCUAGCCACGAAAGUACUCUUUCGAUAUCUCCAAAGCUGACUUGAUUUUUGACCAACUCUACAAAGAUGGUCAAAUCAAGUUGACAGGGGGGCAUAACAUCCCACCCCCUGAGAAGUUAAAAAGGAAAAAAUAUUGUAAGUGACA
Linum trigynum is the source of this 3756-nucleotide messenger RNA. The record is from the annotation of a GenBank genome assembly. NCBI's taxonomy places the organism in Eukaryota, Viridiplantae, Streptophyta, Magnoliopsida, Malpighiales, Linaceae.